Messenger RNA from Nicotiana attenuata, 2561 nucleotides. RefSeq lists its product as uncharacterized. Gene Ontology annotation, molecular function: protein binding. NCBI's taxonomy places the organism in Eukaryota, Viridiplantae, Streptophyta, Magnoliopsida, Solanales, Solanaceae. The transcript is spliced from 3 exons. Bases 669 to 2348 code for a protein of 559 amino acids. The record is from RefSeq and is a predicted model, not a curated record.
AUCUGACAUUUUCUUCUUCUUAUAGAGAGAGAAAUCUCUAAUUUUGAUUUUUGAAUGGAGAUUUUGUUGUUUCUCUCUCUGUAUGUUCUGUCUUCUUCCGUUAAAGCUCCAGUACUUUAACUGGUAAGCUAUUUUCAAAAGUGCUGUGUAACAGCUACAUUUAGCUCCAGUACUUCCCCACUUCAAAAUUCUACUCAUUUUCUUUUAUUAGAAAAACCCAAUUUUCUUUUAGAAGAAGGGCAAAUAAUAAACAGAAAAGUUUUUUUGGGGUACAUGCAAUUUUCUGGUUUGUGGUCAGCAUUGAGAUUUGAGGGUCUUUUGAUCCAAAAGUUUCAAUCUUUUUACCAAAGGGAAGGCUUUUUUUUUUAGAAGAAGAGCUCCAGCUUGAGAAGGGAGUGCAAGGAUUUUAGGAUCAAGCUAUUUUUGGUUCCUUUCAGCUGAGUAAAAAGGGUGCUUCUUUGUUUCUGAAAUCUUAAAUGUUGGUUCUUUAGCUUUUUCUUCAUUUGAUCUAAGAUUAAACAGGGUGAGAAUGAGAAUGAAAAAGUAUUGGAAGUCUUUAAGUGGCUGAUAAAGCUUUGAGUGACUUGGAUGACAGCCAAAAGAGUAGUCAAUUAGAGUUCUAUUCAGCAGUGGUAUAGAAUCUGAUCCUUCGCCUAUUACUUCAUAUCAUGGUGGAUGAUAGUGGAACAAAUAUGGUCGAUAUCUUGUCGGUGGAAGAGUGGCUCUCGCGUGCACAAGCGCUUGUGCCUGUUGCACUUGAGAAGGCAAGAGAGGUUAAAGGAUUCCCUGGUAGAUGGAAGAUGAUUAUUUCAAAAUUGGAACAGAUCCCAAACCGACUGUCUGAUUUAUCUAGUCAUCCUUUCUUCUCAAAGAAUGCUCUUUGUAAGGAGCAGUUACAGACUGUAUCGAAGACAUUAAAUGAAGCUGUUGAAUUGGCAGAGAAGUGCGUGAAAGAGAAGUACGAGGGAAAACUUCGGAUGCAAAGUGAUUUAGAUGCAUUGUCAGGGAGAUUGGAUUUGAAUUUGCGUGAUUGUGGGCUCUUAAUCAAGUCUGGAGUGCUUGGUGAGGUUACUUUCCCAUCAGCUGUUGCAAGCACAUCUGCGGCCCCUGAGGCAGCAGUACAUGGAAAUUUACGAGAAUUGCUUGCUCGGCUUCAGAUUGGCCACUUGGAGGCUAAACAUAAGGCUCUUGAUAACCUUCUUGAAGUCAUGAAAGAAGAUGAGAAAAAUGUUUUGGCUGUCCUAGGUCGAAGCAAUAUUGCGGCUCUAGUCCAAUUAUUAACUGCUACUUCUCCUCGAAUGAGGGAAAAGACAGUAACUGUAAUUUGCUCGCUUGCAGAAUCCGGGAGUUGUGAGAAUUGGCUUGUUUCAGAAGGUGUUCUCCCUCCUCUUAUACGUCUCGUUGAAUCUGGUACAACUGUGAGCAAAGAGAAGGCUACCAUUUCUCUCCAGAGAUUGUCAAUGACAGCAGAAACAGCUCGUUCUAUUGUUGGACAUGGUGGGAUUAGGCCUCUAAUCGAGAUAUGCCGAACCGGUGAUUCUGUUUCACAGGCUGCUGCUGCUUGUACCUUAAAGAAUAUAUCUGCUGUGCCAGAAGUUCGACAAGCUCUAGCUGAAGAAGGAAUCAUAAAAGUUAUGAUAAAUCUCCUCGAUUGUGGAAUACUGUUGGGAUCUAAAGAGUAUGCAGCUGAAUGCCUGCAAAAUCUAACUUCCGGAAAUGAUGAUCUUCGACGAUCAGUUGUGUCAGAGGGUGGAAUCAGAAGCCUGUUGGCAUACUUAGACGGUCCACUGCCCCAAGAAUCAGCUGUAGGAGCCUUGAGAAAUUUGGUUGGCUCUGUCUCAAUGGAGGUUUUAAUCUCGCUUGGUCUCCUUCCGAGGUUGGUUCAUGUCCUGAAGUCAGGAUCACUUGGUGCACAACAGGCUGCAGCAUCAGCAGUCUGUCGAAUUUGCACCUCAACUGAGAUGAAGAAACUUUUGGGCGAAGCUGGAUGCAUUCCUCUCCUUAUUAAGAUGUUGGAGGCUAAAGCAAAUGGGGUGAGGGAAGUUGCUGCUCAAGCGAUUGCUAGCCUAAUGUCCAUUGCACAUAAUUGCAGGGAAGUCAAGAGGGACAAUAAGAGCGUGCCAAAUUUGGUACAGCUGCUUGAUCCAGCUCCUCAAAACACUGCCAAGAAGUAUGCUGUUGCUUCCCUUUCCUUGCUUUCCUCGAGCAAGAAAUGCAAGAAACUGAUGAUUUCAUAUGGAGCAAUUGGCUAUCUAAAGAAGCUAACUGAGAUGGAUAUUCCUGGUGCGAAGAAGCUACUCGAACGCUUAGAAAGAGGGAAAUUAAGAAGCAUGUUUAGCAGAAAAUAGGUAGGCCAAAAAGUUACUGUCCUUGUACAAUGAAAUCUUACUCUUAAACCAUAAUGUCAAUUGUAGCUCAAGGGGAGGAUUUAGGACGCAAAAGCCUGUUGAUCUAUGCUGUCAAUGGUUUUAAAUAAAACCUCCGGACCAUUUGUAUAACUACUGUCAAGUUAUAUUUAUCAGUAUCUUAUCUGCUAAAAGGAAAACGUUCUAUUAUCAUCC